GGCGAGCUGUCAAAGAGGGAUCCCGGCGGCGGGAGCAGCCCGAUGUGCCCCUAGCUGCAGGACCCCCCGGCCUGCCGCCAUGAACACCGAGGAGCAGUACUACGCCUCGGCGCAGCUCUACAAGGAGCCGUGCGCCUUCCAGAGAGCGCAGGAUUACAGCCCCAGCCCCCCCGCCUGCCUCUACGUGGGCCGGCAGCAGCAGGCUCCGUAUCCCGGCUCUCUGGGGACGCUGGAGCAGGGCAGCCCGUCGGACAUCUCGCCCUACGAGGUGCCCCCCAUCAGCGAGGAUGCCGGGGUCUCCCACCUGCAUCACCACCACCACCACCACCCUCAUCUCCCUCCCCCGCACCAGGACGCUCUGCCUUUCUCCGACGGGGCGGACCCGGGGGCGAUGGAGGAACCCCGGGUGCAAGUGCCUUUCGCCUGGAUGAAGUCCACCAAGUCGCACGCCUGGAAGGGGCAGUGGGCAGGUAAGCCCCGCCGCCUCCUCCCUUUCGGAAGGAACCGAAAGGGCUCCAAUCGUGGGGGUCCCUCGCAGCCCUCCGAUCCCGCUGCCGUCGGGUCCCCGCCGUCGGGUUGAGCCCGCCCGGGUUAAAGUCCCGUUCGCAUCAGUCGGGGAGGGGUGGCGAUGCCAAACCCCGCGUUGAUCCCCACGAAUUCCCUUUCCUCGACGAACCUUUCGUCGGGAUGGGACACGCAAGGACUCGCCGUCGGGGAGC
Messenger RNA from Centrocercus urophasianus (Greater sage-grouse), 719 nucleotides. RefSeq names its product pancreatic and duodenal homeobox 1 (gene PDX1). The record is from RefSeq and is a predicted model, not a curated record. NCBI's taxonomy places the organism in Eukaryota, Metazoa, Chordata, Aves, Galliformes, Phasianidae. Bases 80 to 580 code for a protein of 166 amino acids. The transcript has a single exon.